This is a messenger RNA of Chiloscyllium plagiosum (whitespotted bambooshark), 4389 nucleotides long. RefSeq names its product RELT TNF receptor (gene relt). Gene Ontology annotation, molecular function: protein binding. Gene Ontology annotation, biological process: apoptotic process. The record is from RefSeq and is a predicted model, not a curated record. NCBI's taxonomy places the organism in Eukaryota, Metazoa, Chordata, Chondrichthyes, Orectolobiformes, Hemiscylliidae.
GGUCCCACCUGUUCCAAAGAACUGUAAUAACUUCUCUGUAGCGGUUGAUGAUUAAAAUAGGUUUUUGAGCUCUGAGCUGGAGUAUUCCCAGCCAGAUUAGGCGUGCUGCGCGAAGACGUAACAUAGUGGGUGCGGUUUGAGAAAGGGCUGGGACUCCCCGGUGACGACAGCCAUUUACCAGGAACGCGGGCGGCUACAAAGCGUGUUCGAGACUCAAGCAGCGCCAGAGCGUGGAGACAGGGCACAGCGCGAAGGCACAGGGGCUGGAGGGACACAGCAAGAUGUCUACUUUUAAAAACUAAAACUGAGCUAAGGAAAUAGCACAGCGACUGGCUGGAAAACACUUUGACACACCGAGAGGGCUGAUGCACACUGAAGAUGAAGAGGAGCCUCUUUUCUUGUGCAUUAUUCUGUUAUGUCACUCUGCUGAACUGGAAAAGUGCAGUGAUGCUCGAGUGCAGCGAACAGGAAUUUGAAGACAAUGGUCAAUGUGUCCCCUGUCUUCACUGUCCUCCAGGACAUGAGCCUGACCAGGAAUGUGGUUACGGAAAAGGCAUCAAAAUGAGCUGUAGAAGCUGUUUGCUGUUCACCUUUUCAAUGACCUAUGGCUCUGGGUCUUGCAAGCCUCACACAGACUGUGCCAAUUUGAAGAGGAGUUAUGUCCAUCUGGGGACAGCAACUGAAGAUGCUUUGUGUGGGCACUGUUUGCCAGGGUACUACACUGUAGCUGAAGGACUUUCUGAAGUGGGGGAAUGCCUACCAUGUUCUUCUGCUCCAAAAGGAACCGUGGCAUGUGCAGGUGUGUAUUCUCGACUUUUGCGUGUGGCAAGGGACAUCCGGACUGCACAUCAAGCGAAUGUCUCAAAGUCUUCCAACGCCAGCAAGAAGGGGACGCAGGAGGGGAAACACACUGAAUAUGCUGUGUUAGCAUUGGUGCCAGUCUUCUGCAUUGUAGGAUUGCUUGGAAUUCUCGUCUGCAAUUUCUUGAAGAAGAAGGGGUAUCGCUGCACCUCAGAGAAAGAAGCUGAUGAGGAGAGCUCCACUGCGAAACUUGCAGCUGUGAAUGGAGAUUCCUUCAGAUCUGAUGAAACAAAUGAAGACACCAUUGGAGUUCUGGUGCGGCUGAUCACAGAGAAAAAAGAAAAUGCUGCAGCCUUGGAUGAGAUGUUGAGGGAGUACGAGAGGAAGGAAGGAGUCACCAAGGACAACAUGGCAGAAAUCACCAACAAGAAUGUGUCAGACAAGUUUGCUCCCUUGUUAACCUUUCCCAAACUCUGCAAACACCAUCAUGUUCACACUGUGCAGACCUCAGCAACCCUGCUGGGAUCCAGCUGUACCCGCUGCAGUCAAAAGAAGUGGCCAGAGCUUCUGAUGAAUCCAACUGUCCGGAACGCCACAAAACCUGUCAGGAUGGGAACACGGAAUAGUAGGUCUGGUGAGAUCACCAUCUUAUCUAUCGGCAGAUUCCGUGUGGCUCAAAUUCCUGAGCAGAAGCAGAAUUUAAUCGAUGAGCAAGUCCUACCUGCGUUAAAGGGCUCUGAUUCAAUCGAAACAUCGUGUAAUGAGCCCGUGGAUCGUAAAUCUCUGCUGGGCAGUGUCUUUAUAAAAUGCCCAAAAGAUCAGCAAGAGGUUGGUGACUGAGUUUGUUGCAGAUGGUGAAGAGAUUCGCAAGUCGCUUGAAUGUCAGUUGAAGCACCAGUGGGAUGUACAUCUCUUGUUCGAAGAUUAUCAAACAUACAAUCUUCUUCCAAAUGUUCUAUACUAUAUGUGGCAAAAUGAGAGGAUGUAGGAUUAAUCCAUAUGCUGGCUGGGAACUUGCAAAUAAAGCCCAGUGUAAAGAUGAGCGCAACUCAUUUUUAAAGUUGAGUCUCCAAGGACAAUCUCAGCUGAAAUAUCCAACCUCUGAAACACUACACACUGCCUGUUAGUUUACAUCCUUUGUACCUCCUUUUUAAACUCUUUAAUUUGUCCCUUGGAGAAAACUAAAGUUACAAACUUAAACCACAGCUUUCAGUGAAGCUUUCAUCAGGUUUUUUACUUUGCAUAGAGGAUCCACUUGAUGACAAAGUUGUACGUCCACUUUUUUUAAAAACUUGCCGUUUGAGGGCAAACAGAGCCAUCUUGUGGAACUGAAUCUAAACUGCUUCCUACUAUACUACUGAGCCACACAGUGAAUAAGGUUAAGGCUUGCUAUUUUUAUGACCUAAACGUUGUAAUGAUAAUAAUGAGAAACCAGAGAAAUUGUAAUUAAUUCUUAUUUUUAAAAAAUGUGUUCUAAUUCGACAUCAACACAAGACAGAAUUUUGAAUUUUCACAGUAUAUGUUCAACUACUGAUUAAAGGAGAGUCACCACUAACUAAUUUCUUUUUAAAAAAUACUAUUUUUCAAACCCUCUCAAGGUAUUGGCAUAAAUCAUAGGAAAAGUAUUAUUUAAAAGCUUAACCCAGUCAUUAUUAUAACAUGCAAAGUUUUAAAGUGUUAAAGACAAAAACCAACACUAUUAGGAAAACAAAAUAAAUUCUCUAAUAUGGUCAAAAUGGUUAGAGCUUUCUCGACUGCCCAAUUUCUCUGUAAAUUAUACAAUUAAAAAAGGAUUGUAAUAUAUCAUAGCAAUAAUAUAUCUUUUUAAAGAUAUAAUGAAAAAUGCAUAGUAGCUACCUUCACAAGUAGAUUGUUGCUACGUAGCGUACCUCGUAUGUCAUUUUCCCUCUUUCUAAAACGGACGGUUUUUAAAACCAUUUUCAAUUUGGAGUUUCCUGUGUAUUGACUGUGCGCACCUUUUUUGCUAACUCACUGCUAGUUGUCAAGAGCGUGACUUCUGUUGAAUGUUACAACAGCUGUGUUCCCUCAAUCGGAAGCUGGCAUUUCACGAAGUGCAGAUCUGCAAUCUGUUUAACUUGCGUCGAGUUCAUUGUGUUUUCACUGUAAAAUGCUAACUUCUGAGAAGGGGAAAGAAGGAAAAGAGUCUUUGCUAAACUGUUAGACUAGAAGGCACACAUAUUACCUAUGAAAACAGGCGUGGUACUUUUGGUUUAUCCCUAUGUACAAUUGAUGUUACAGAAUGGUGGUAUGACACCAUAUCAGUAGGAGUCAAUACAGUCAUAGAAAUAUACUGCCUGAAUCCUAACUGUAGUAAAGAUUUAUCAGCUGGAGACAUUCAGUUACCCGUGUCUUGCACAGAAGAGGUAAUAUAAGGUGACACCCAGCAUUGGAAUGAUCAUGACAUGUUGUUUCAUCAGUUUGCGGUUCCAUGUCAGUCGUGAGGAGGUUCUAGCCAGAGAUGCAGACAUUACCCACCUGACUUAAGCCUUGAGCUGUGAAGAGAUAAUGGUGAUGGCUAUACCACCAGCCCAAAACAAGAAUUAUGAUACAAACCAACUAUUAAAUAAAAAUAGAAUUGUAUGGCAUUAUAGCCCUGAAUCACUGGAAGUGGAAUUCGGUGGAUCCCACAAUACCAAAGCAGAAUUGUUUCCACUGAUUCUGGGAAAUUGCGUUGGUGAGUGUAAACAUAACAAUUCUUCUUUCUUCAAAGAAAAUUCUGUUUUUAAAGUAGUGGUAACUAUAGUGUGGAACUAACUAGACUAUCCUUUGAAACUUGAGAACAUUAAAAAUCAAUCCACAUUGUCCAAUAAAGGAUGGUUGCAUUGGGUGACUUAUGUGGCAUUUUUCCAAUCACCUUUAGUGUUAUCAGUAGGUUUGAUGGUUGGGGAAGCACAAUCGUUUUAAGAAUUGUGUAUCUUUGUUUGUAAUGAAUUCAGUUGACUGAAUAAUCAGUUAGGAACUGAAGAAUUACUGAAGCCUAUACUAUUACCAACAACAACCUGGGUUCCACUGACAUUAUCAUCUAAUCUAUCUUCUGCAGUUGAAUGUGUGGAAUACUGCCCAGGGGAAGGGGCUUGCAGGGCAGUUUGGUUAACUCUUAUCCUGUAGUGACAGCUAUUGUUCUUUUCUGGACACAAUAGUACCAGUCAUAGUUUGAGCAGCUACACUCAUUCCUCUGUAACUAGUGCUAGGGAUUCUAAAAGUCAUUUUGUAAGAUUAUUAAUAUACUUAUCUGAAAUUUAAAGAAGGGUCUGUCAGGUGUAAUAACAGCAUGCAUCUCUUGAUUCUAUUCCCCCUUUCCAAUGCCUGCUUGCAGCAUUUUAAUUCUGGGUGAAAAUUAGUUUACAUGUUGCUGCUUUUUACAUUUUUGUUUUGAUAAAUAUUUUGCAGUUUAAUUUAUUCUUUGUCAUUUACUUUUAUUUGAACUUUCUGUAAAGUAUUGACAAGUGAAUGCACUGAUUAAAAAAAAAAUCCUUGUGUCAUUUGUUGGUUGUAUUUAUUUGUGUUUGGUUAUGUUGCAGGAUUUGUAUUAUAUGAUUCAUCCAAUAAACUAAAGUUUGUUCCUGA